Molecule: messenger RNA, 6978 nt
Organism: Lepisosteus oculatus (spotted gar)
Lineage: Eukaryota; Metazoa; Chordata; Actinopteri; Semionotiformes; Lepisosteidae
Gene: stx17
Product: syntaxin 17
Biological process (GO): vesicle fusion; intracellular protein transport; vesicle-mediated transport
Cellular component (GO): autophagosome membrane; endomembrane system; SNARE complex
Molecular function (GO): SNARE binding; SNAP receptor activity
Source: RefSeq, a predicted model, not a curated record
GUAUUUUUUAGGCGCACUGGGAAACAGGUUGGAGUCUUGUUUACUAACAGAAAGUUGUCGCAUUAAUUAACAGUGGGGAGUAAUACUGUUAUAGUUUUGUUUCAAGGCGGCUGGGCUGGGAGGGCAGCCGGCGUGGCAGCAUGGCGGAUGAGGCGGGCAGUCUGCCCCUGCGGCGCCUGGAGGUGCCCAUCCACAAGUUCAUCAAGGUGGCCAUCCCCACCGACCUGGAGCGCCUCAGGAAGCACCAGAUCAACAUCGAGAAGUACCAGCGCUGCCAGCAGUGGGACAGGCUGCACCAGGAACACAUCAAUGCCAGUCGCACUGUGCAGCAGUUGCGUGCCAACAUCCGCGAGAUGGAGAAGCUGUGCGCGCGCGUGCGGAGCGAGGACACCAGGGCACUGGACAGGCUGGUGCGGCCCACGCGGGAGCAGGCCUCCGUCGCCGCCGGCGACUUCCUGCGGCUCCACUCCGAGACCGCCGCGCCGACAGGCGUCCAGCCCACGGGCCCCGAGAGUCCCCCGGCUCCCAGUCUCUCCCGCUCGCUCACCGCACUAGGCAGUUUCUCUGGCGGCGAGGAGAGCAGCAUUCCCCUCCAAACUCAGACCCAGCUGCCCCUGCCAGAGAUACCCCGAGACCAGAACGCUGCAGAGUCCUGGGAGACGCUGGAGGAGGACUUGUUAGAGCUAAAUGGCCUUGUGAAUGAGUUUGCUGAGCUGGUCCAUUCCCAACAGGAGAAGAUUGACAGCAUUGAAGACCAUGUCAACACUGCCGCUGCGAACGUUCAAGAAGGAUCCCGGAGCCUGGGGCAGGCUGCCAGGUACAAGAUGGCGAUGCUGCCCGUGGCAGGCGCUGUGAUCGGUGGGGUCGUGGGGGGCCCUCUGGGGCUGCUGGCGGGAUUCAAGGUGGCAGGAGUGGCGGCGGCUGUGAGCGGGGGGCUGCUGGGAUACGCCGGGGGCAACCUGCUGCAGAAGAGCCGGCGCGCCAAGGUGGACACGCAGCUGCAGCAACUGUCUACCAGCUGCCCUGAGCUCUGUAAGCAGGAGGACAAGAAGAAGCAGUGAGCAGAGGAGAGGGUCUGGGGGAGGUGAGGGGAUAGCGGGUCCCAUUUGUGCGUCUCGCUUUCCCGUUCCACCUCUUUGUCAAAUCAGCUCCCAUCUUUACCUCUCGUCUCCAUUCCCUUUUCAUCCGAUCCAUUACCCCUUUCCAGGGAUUCCGUAACACGUGGUCACGAAAGGGCCUGGAAUUCACUGUAACUGAGUUUUGAAAAAGAAAUGGAGUGGGAAUUGGACCUGGCUUUGUGCAACAUGAGUUGACAGCAGCCCUCCACUGUCGGCCCCUCUCCACUUGUCCCCCAGCGCUGCACAGAUUCAGCCCAUUCAGAGAGUGACACCAAGGAUUCACUGAACCACUCGGCAAGGGGAAGGGUUUGCCUUGUUUUUUAGGUGCCUAGCUCCCUAACCCCUGGAAACAUCACACCUGUGAGUCAGUGCAAGACCUCUUAUUGUCCUCCGGGAGCAGAAAGAAUAUAGACAGGGAUCUGAAUGACUUUGCCAAAGAUGCUACUCAAAUACAUUUCCUGUGCCUGUUCUAAUUGUUCCAAACGCACAAGUUGCCGUAAAAUCAUCAGGCCCGUCCCUACGGCCUCUCAUCUGAAGUUGUACAUUUUGCCCUGUGGAAGACAGCUCUUGGAAUGGAUGGCUUGCAGGUACCCCUUGGGCCCGCCUGGCGGAAGUACUGGUGAGCCCCGCUCAUGAGGUUGGUCUUAUCUGACAAAGGCAUUUCCUGCCUCACUGAGCACUGGAGUGCAGCUUGAAACUUUCUACGUGGAAAGCAGAAGCAGCCUGCUAAGGUGCAGGAUGAAUUACAAGCAUCGGUGCUCCGGGGUACCUAAAAUUGAUAAUGUCCUAAGAUCUGAAGAAAGGACUGUCUUUUGGUUCAGUGUAAAGAUACAGGGGGUUGCAGGACUUUAGCUGGUCCCUGAAUUUCCCCCUAUAUAAAAAAACGGUAGUAAUGUACUCAGGGGACAGUCGGGAGUAGAUAUCGCAUGGAGGUAAUACAAAGGUUAAAACAUUUCACUGAAAAGCACAUAAUAUAUGAAAUUCUACAAGGAAGGAUUGUGAGUUUAUAGUGUCAGGUUUUUAUAGCUUGGGAGAGGGAAUUUUACAAUACAGUGGCCUUGUGCAAUAUACACUUACUUUAUUGAAUCAGUUGAUGCUGAAGAGAAUGAUUUAAGAGAAAAGGUGUCUGACAUAUGAAUGGGUAAUUGGGAGUCAUGUGAUUCAGGUGGCACUUUUAUUUGAAGAAGGCGUGUGCCAGGCUGAGCCGACGACGAGCUCCACGUUAAACUGUCUCCCAGGUGCUUGCAUUGGUCUUUGCAUUUUUUCAAGUGAUUGAAAUAAAUGAAAGCAACACGUAAUUGUCCCUGUCUAUAAAUGGUAAAAUGCCUACAAAACACCUAAAAAAAAAAUGUCCUGCCUGGGUCCUGGUUUUGGCUAAGGCCUAGAGCAAAUCCAAGGACCUGUGUGUCCUUGACUAGCUGCAAAAUCAAAGUAGUGUUGUGCUGGUUUGCUGUUGUUGAGUGGGCUGAUGCGUUUGGGUUCUGGCAGACAAGAAUGCCACCAUCAGCUGAGACAUUUGGAAUCUGUCACUGAAUUUGCAUUGAAGGUUAGAUACACUGCAAGCCUUGGGUCGGUUUUCUCUACAAGACUGUUAAGCUGCGAACAGCUCGGGGGGGGAAUGAAACCCUGCAGCAGUUUCCUGUCCUGCUGCAAGGCCUCGUCUCGGCUCAUGCACAGAACUGAGCUGGGGAGCUGAGCGUUUUCCCGCGCGUGCCUGGGCUGCAGUUCCUACACUUUACCACUGGGGGACCGAGUGUGAGUGCCUCCACUGACACUGAUGGCCUUCAGUCGGAGCACUCCGACACAAGAGAACGGGCAAGGCCAGGGUGCUUUGUGUUGAUGCAAGUGCAUGAGCUGUGAAAAAAGGAGUUUCUAUCAUUCUGUUUACAGCAGGACUAGGUGGCUGCUACAGAUAUCAGAUGCAGAGGCUUGAGAGUCUGAAUUCUUUGCACUCCCUUGGGGUUGGGUACCGCAGCUAUCAGGAAAUGUGCCAACAUCUGCUACUUGGGUCCUUCAGAUUGUAGCUGAUUCUAAUAUCCCAGAUUCCUGCUGCCCUGCCCAUGUGCAGUGAGAAGACCUGGCACAUAUUCAGCUGUGCAGAGAGAGCGAUGCACAGUUCUGUCUCCAGUGUGUUUUUCAUAAACCAAAUUGUGAACACCUGGAGACGAAGUGUACUUUCACCACUCAAAUUAUAUAAUUGGUGUCACUUGUGUAAUUUUCAAUAAAAUGUAGGAGAAACUGAUGUCAACAGAUUUUCGUAGCCAUAAAGCGGCGACUACUGGAGUGGAUUAGAUUUAUUCUGUUUGGAAGCAUUUAAGAUAAAGACCCUCUUCUAUGUCAUGCUGUUGCCUAUUUUAAACGGGAAGACAGGUUAACUAGACAGAAUCCUUUUUGCCUGUGCUGUACUGAUUUAUUUAAGGAUUAGAUCAAAACCCCACAGCAAAGCAUGGCAAAAUGCUGCAGUCUUUAAAUGAUCAGAGGCAGACAAACCUCUGAUUACUUUCAGAUGACAUAGCAGUGUUCUGUCAACAAUGAAGAGGACAGAAGCUGAAACAUUAAUUCGCAAACAGAUCAUUUUAAAUUUCUUCACAGGAAAACUGGGGAUGGUUCUUUUUUAUCAGGGUGAAUAUUAUUUUUCAUUUCUGAAUAAUUGCAUUCGUAAGUAAAUCUCUCCAGUCUUUGCCUGUCUUAAAUCCAGUACAACAUUCACUGCAAUGGUUAAGGUACACUUGUAAGCACAGAUCACACAGUACCACCUUGUGCCCGACUAUUGUAAUAGCAGGGAUAAUCUGUCAAAGGCUGUGGUAAGGUCUUUGUACUUGCCCUGACAAUCGUGGGUUCCUCAAAAUGAUUCACCAAUAGAUUUUUAUAGUAUCAGAAUGAGCAGGCUUUCAUGCAAAGUGCAACUGAGGAGAAGGCAGCAGUAGCCUUUUUUGCUUGGUAAUUUUUGUCAUUCAGUGUUGAGGUCCUGCUGGUAAUAGUGUUGUUAUAAAACAUUACAGGGUAGUAAGAGAUGAGAAGCAAGUCUUAGGUUUACCGUUGCUUGUGCUCUUCCUCAAAGUGUGGUAAAUUGUAAAAUUGUACGUGAUGCAAGGACCCAAACUCUUGCACUCUUUAAGGAAUCCCUGGAUAAGCAGUUGUUCCUGUUGAUCUGUUGCUCGAUCGCGGAAGCCAUCUGGACAGCUCAGCGACGGUUUCAACAGCACAGCGGACCCUCUGUUCAGUCAUCUGUCUUUCUUACCGAGUGAUAACGCAGGCUUUUCUGAAAAGGAACAGGUUUAUGGCAUCGUGCAAUCCCUGCAGCCUGAAUCUCUUUCAUUGUGUUGAAUUGUGUUUUGUUGUUUUUUUCAAGUUUAAAAUGUGGAAUUGUGUACAAUCACAUGUUUUCAAAGUGACAGACCAGUAGGUUUUUAAGGGCACCUUCAACUACUUUAGACACGGAGAACCGUUAAAUAUGUUGUGUUUAGAGAACAAUCAAGUAAUUGGCAGAUGAGACCGAAGACUCUGAAAACCGCAGGAGCCUGUAGGCCUCUGGGGACAAGUGUGGUGCAGAUCGUAAGCUCUGUGGCUACGCAAGCUCCAGUCGUAGAAGCACAGUACAAGUCGGGGAUUUUUUUUACUAUCUCCUAUAAAGCAGUGGUAAAAACCCUAGCUGGCUUCAAUAGAAACUCUUUAAGAAGGCCCCAAAGACAAGACAAAGAAGCCAUUUUAAAGGGAAACACUGUCCUUCAGGCCAGUACAUUUAUUUAGUCACAAUGUGGCAUGAUUACAGUGUGGUUGCAUACUUAACUGUCAAACUGUGACUUUAACAGUGGCUGGCUGGGUGGGUGUGGUGUUUGAGAAUACAAGUACGUACCAAAAGAAGUUCGUGUUUUAGGUCAUAAACAGGUUUGCAGCUGCGGAAUGAAAAGUAUUCUCACAUAAGUGAAGGAGGCAUAUUCUUUCAUAUGCUACAGCUCCUCUCCAUUGCUACAGUAUUUCAUUUGAUUAGUUUUCCAGAUUUUGUGUUCCUUCUGAUUAGUGUGCAUUUUUGGCCACAAUGAUAAAUGGAGACCGAUUUAUAAAGUUUCAUGAUGAAUACUAGACCUGUUCAAACUGUUCUCCAAUGAUAGACAGAACAUUCUGUAGUCACAGGCACAGAGCCCCUGUGGUAGUGUGAUGAGAGCUGUGGUCAACAGCCUUCCUUUGAGAGGGAUAAAGGCAAAUUUGGCCUUUUCAUUUAUCUGCACAGUAUUCCAAAUGGUUAUCAGUUAUUUAUUUGAUACCAAGUACAAAUCGAAGUCAGACUAGCUUCCCUGAAUUAGGUUGUAUAAUGAAGUACGAUAGUAGUAUAAUAGUAGUCUAGUCCUAAUCUUAAUCAACAACUUUUGCCAACACAUACCAUAUAAGAAUCAUUAAAAUAAUCAUUUAGUCCUGGUUUGAGCAUGAAUUGAAAGAGCCAAAGUUGGCAAGCUCUGCAUGUGCUCUGAAGAACUCCCACUAUUCUUACUGGAGAUAAAAAAGUGACUGUGAUGUAGGGAAACAAGUGGACAUCACUGUAUGUGGUAUACAAAUAGUACGCACCCAAGAUAUAUUGACAGUACAUAACCUUAUCGUUAGCAAUAACCCCCCCUGCAGAAGAAUGGGUUACAGAGCGGAAAAAAGCAGUGCUACUUUACAGUGCUUGAUUUACAGGAUCUCAAACAGUGAACACCCCCCCUUUCACUAUCACACAGGGAAUGGCCUAUUACACUUUCUCCCUAAGCUCUGAGCAAGACAUCUCUAAUUUAUCUUAGAACAAAAUGGUGUGAAUCAAGCACAGGCAACUCUUACACUCAAGGACUGAGUUACCACAAGUAUUUUAAUUAGCAACUGACACAAGACCUGUCACAAAACAUGUGAUCGAACAUUUUAUUCAUGUAAUGACUUCCAUUAAGGAGAAGUGAAAUUAAAUCCAAAGGACUGAUGCCGCCGUCUUAUGGUUUUAUAUAAUUUAUGAUUUGCUGUCCAAUUGUUCAAUAAUAAUGCACUUUAGAGAACAAGACAGGAUAUUAAAGUUUUGACCAUAUCAGGCACAAAAACAUAGCUCAGGAAUGGUGGAAAAAAAAUGUUUUUAAAUGUUAAGGUGCAUGUCUUUAGAAAUGUGAUUAGAUCAUCAAUGGAGAGCCGUGACUUAAGUAAGCUGGAAAGCCCCUUUAUGAAGGCAACUUUUGAUGUACCACACAGAGCCGGUAUGGUAGCACCAUAUUAUACAUGUUGAUGUAAGAGCGGAACAAAGCACUGCUGUGUUUUAAAUGUGCUGCAGAGACCACACUGCUGUUUCUGCGCCAGUCACGUCACGGAGGCUAAGUCCCAGUGACCUCAGGACACUGCACUGUCGGUGUUCUUAAUCAUUAGUCACAAGGCCUGCCUUCCCCUCACGUUGCAGGUUUCUAAACGUUUACCCUCCGAGUACAGGUUUCUUUUUGAACACCUCCCCAUCUGUCUGCCGACUCCAAAAAGGCCUCUUGCAUUCUGGUGCAGGUUGAUUCACGGGCGAUCAGAUGGCAUAGUGAAUGGUUUCACGUAUGUGUAUGUAUGUGCAGAUAUAUGCAAGAGGUCCUCGUUUUCAGCAGGUUUUUAUUUUAUAACACUAUUGUGCCACGCCCACACAUAUGAGCGCACAGACUGUUAUAGGGCAUGUUCUGCAUCAUGCUAUUCUCUAGUGAGCCAAUAGUGUUAGAAAUCGUGCAGUGAUCAGUGCCUGAAUGUAAUGCAAUGAAAACAUGGUUUUGUUGGUGUAGCUGCAAAACAUAUUCCUUUGCGUAUGACUCUUUUGUGUUAUUACAUAAACAACUUGACCGGAGCAAUAAAUGGACGAAUAAAGAGAUCUUGUAAAAGG